Tripterygium wilfordii is the source of this 744-nucleotide messenger RNA. RefSeq names its product cysteine-rich and transmembrane domain-containing protein WIH2-like. The record is from RefSeq and is a predicted model, not a curated record. The coding region runs from base 41 to 475 and encodes 144 amino acids. Lineage: Eukaryota; Viridiplantae; Streptophyta; Magnoliopsida; Celastrales; Celastraceae. The transcript is spliced from 3 exons.
CAAAGGCUGACAACGGCCCACCAAUGAAACGCGUAUUUUUAUGUUCUCUAUCCGACCAUACUCCAUACCCAUUGAUUUUCCAUCAAGGGCAGAAACGAACACGGUACAGAGAGAGAGAAUGAGUUACCAGAGAGUUCCCCAAGAGCCCUACCCUCCUCCAGGGUAUUCAUCCGCGUAUCCUCCUCCGCCGGGAUACCCAUCAGCGCCGCCACGUCCGUACGAGGAGUACCCACCUCCGCCUCCGGGGUAUCCGACUUACCCUCCACCUUCUCGGCCACCAUAUGAAGGUUACCAAGGGUAUUUCAAUGCUGGGUAUCCUCCUCCACCACCACAACCACCGCUGCAAUACCAGCAUCACCACUGCGAGCAUUACCAGUAUCAAGACCAGGGUACUGGUUGCUUUUCAUUUUUACAAGGCUGUUUGGGAGCACUUUGUUGUUGUUGCGUGUUGGAGGAGUGCUGCUUCUUUCUAUGAAUGGGGAUCUCACUUUAGUACUGUCAUCUCUCCUGUGUGUUGUAAGAGUGCAGGCUUUGAUGAAAAAACAUGUUUUGGGUCUGGUGAUUUGUGUUCUAUAUACAAUUAUACAUCCCUCCUGUUAAUACUUAAUAUUCAAUAGGUCUUGUGCUCAUUUGAUUAUGCAUUUAUAGUUUAUGCUGCUUUUUAAUAAACUUUUCUACUUCGUGUAAACGAGCGCUGUCCAGAUGAGAUGAAGACACUUCUUAAUAUAUACUAUAUUUUUCUGA